Ilex paraguariensis (yerba mate) is the source of this 309-nucleotide messenger RNA. NCBI's taxonomy places the organism in Eukaryota, Viridiplantae, Streptophyta, Magnoliopsida, Aquifoliales, Aquifoliaceae. The record is from the annotation of a GenBank genome assembly.
AUGGCCAGAUUGGGGAAACAAGGAGCUGCUAGGCGUGGUGGAGUACAACUAUCAAUACUGCUUCCGAUUUCAUUACCAUUUGAUAAACAGACACAGACUGGUGCAAAUGGUGGUACAUUGCCACUUUCACAAGAGUCUCAUGGUUCCACGAGUGUAAAUAAUGUUCCUUUGCCAGAGGGACAUGUCAAACAUAAUGUUGAGUCAUCCUCAACGAGGAGAAAACGGGGACCAACCCGAAAUAUUGCGCUUGCCAAAAAAAAGCAACCCGGCGAGAAGCUUAAUGUCAAGAUGCCUGAAGAGCUUGGGUGA